Molecule: messenger RNA, 1711 nt
Organism: Triplophysa dalaica
Lineage: Eukaryota; Metazoa; Chordata; Actinopteri; Cypriniformes; Nemacheilidae
Gene: snupn
Product: snurportin 1
Exons: 9
Coding region: 151-1257 (368 amino acids)
Biological process (GO): snRNA import into nucleus; protein import into nucleus
Cellular component (GO): nucleus; cytoplasm
Molecular function (GO): protein binding; nuclear import signal receptor activity
Source: RefSeq, a predicted model, not a curated record
GUUUGGUAUUUUGACCAGAUUGAGAAACUCUGUGAUGAACGUUGGUCGCCUAACGGGAGGAAACUCCGUGAAGACAUUGGUCGGCCGCUUAGAUUCGUGACGACGUCAGCGCGCUAAACGCGUUUGAAACGUUUACGCGGAAGAUCCAUAAUGGAGGCUCUGACACAGGCUCUCUCCUCCAGCUUCUCUGUGUCCAGAGAACCAAACACCACGUCUGCACCUCACCCACGUCUGGCCCAAUACAAGAGCAAAUACAGUGUCCUAGAGCAAAGCGAACGCCGCAGAAGAUUCCUGGAGCUACAGAAAGAGAAGAGACUGAACUAUGUGAAUCAUGCUCGUCGACUGGCAGAUGGAGACUGGACCGGAGCGGAUAGUGAAGAUGAGGAGGAUAAAGAGAAGGAGAAGAAGAGUCAACAGCAGCUUGACAAAAGCGCAGAUGAGGACGGGAUGGAGAUUGAGGAGAGGAAAAAGCUGCCAAGACAUUACGCCAACCAGCUGAUGUUGUCGGAGUGGCUGGUGGAUGUCCCUGCUGAUCUGAGCUCUGAUUGGCUGAUGGUAGUUUGUCCGAUUGGCAAGCGAUCCCUCGUCGUUGCCUCCAAGGGGUCCACUACAUCCUACACUAAGAGUGGCUACUGUGUGAAUCGAUUCCCCUCUCAUCUUCCUGGUGGAAGUAGGCACAACUCUGCACUGGGAAAAGAUUACACCAUUCUAGACUGCAUCUACAGCGAUGUGGACAGAACCUAUUACAUACUGGACGUCAUGUGUUGGAGGGGACAUCCGGUCUAUGACUGCCCGACAGAGUUCAGAUUUUAUUGGCUGCAGUCUAAAGUGGAGGAGGCUGAAAGUCUUUCUGAAAUUUCUAAAAUUAAUCCUUUCCGAUUCGUCAGUCUGAGCAACAUCCCCUGUUUAACAGAGUCUAUCCAGAAAGCUCUUGCACAUGAAUACAGCUUCACUGUGGACGGCCUUCUUUUCUACCACAAGGAGACCCACUACACCCCUGGUAGCACACCACUGGUGGGCUGGCUCAGACCUUACAUGGUGGCAGAUAUCUUGGGCAUAGAGGUGCCACAGUGCCCUCUUACCAACAAGCCUGAGUAUGCCAGCCACCAACUUCAGCAGAUCCUGGAACACAAGAAAACAUCUACAGAAGUUCGUCCCGCGGAUCAGAACGGCCGAUAUGAACUGGAACACCUCUCCACACCAGAGGCACCGCUAGAGAAUUCACAAACCUCUCAGAAGGAGAACAUGGAGGUCUGAGGUCUAUAAAUAGACUACACGAAUUUAGUAUUUGUAGAGUUCUAGAUGUGGAUCCUGUUUGGAUCGAUUUGAUUUAGCCUGAAUUCAGACAUGAAGAUCACUAACCAGAAUAGUCUUAAUUCUAAAGAACAGAAAUGUGAACGAGUUGGGUUUUUACUUGGCGUAUUAUUCAAUUGCAAUUUUGUUAUGAGUGCCUCGUAAGGGGCUAUUCGUAUCAAUAUAUUCAUAAAACUAAAACUUAAUUGCUUUUUUGCCAAAUAUUUUAGUGAAUGUACAGCUAAUAACAAUAGGAUAUUCACGGUUCAAUUAUGCACCUCUACACAACGUCUUUGAUUUUAAAUGUAUCUUUUUAAAUUGACCUUCUCUGUAGAAGGUCAACUAUUAUCUGGUGAUAAAACCAAUGAAUUGUUUUUUAAAUAUGUGUUGCCAUUUCAAUAAAGUUUUACUGUCCAUG